Molecule: messenger RNA, 2174 nt
Organism: Ruditapes philippinarum (Manila clam)
Lineage: Eukaryota; Metazoa; Mollusca; Bivalvia; Venerida; Veneridae
Product: RNA-binding protein 42-like
Exons: 6
Coding region: 107-1171 (354 amino acids)
Molecular function (GO): mRNA binding
Source: RefSeq, a predicted model, not a curated record
UUCGGUUAUUGAGUGCUAGUUUAUUAAGAAAGCGUUUGUCAACACUGAUAAAACUUUAAUAUUUUUCUCAAUUUUAUGAAAACGUAAACGUAAGACAACAAACAAAAUGUCACACAUAAGUCAGCAACGAUUGAUAGAAAUGGAGGCGGAGAUGGACAGAUUUGAGCAAGAGAUAUUAUCUGAACCAUCUGCGAGUGACCUCCCACGUGUUGUAAUUGGCUCUAAUACAUACCACCAGGUGUCGGCACAGUUGAAAAUGCUUCGAGCUCAAUCUGGAAUGUCAAUAGAAGAGAGGCAGAGAAAACAACAAGAACCCCCACCACCACCCUCCACCUGCAAUGACUUCCACACCAUCCUUCAUGCCGCCACAGUACGGCACAGAGCCCCUCCUCCCCCACCCAACAGACCUCCUAUGGCAGGACCACCAAGAAUGAGACCCCCACCACCACAUGCACGACCUCCAUUGGAGGCCCUAUGGACCGGGUCCAAUGGGACCUGGUCCCGGAUAUCAUCACGGGCCGCCCAAUGGGUCCAGGGCAUAUGGGCUGGGACCUGGGCCAGGACCUAUGAGAGGUCCUCCUCCUAUGGAAUGAAAGACCAGGAUUUGUAUGCCAGGACCUCGCCCAACUUUGGUACAUCAGAGAAGUCAACAUCUGAGGAAAGUAAAUCUGUAUACACAGUGACGAUGCCACCACCUAUAAAACCUCAACCUGAACCAGAUGAUGAUCUACAUGUAGCAGAUAUGGAUAUUGAUAGUCAAAUUAUGUCAAAUAAAAAGGAGAAGAAAGAAAAAAAGAAGAAAUUUAUACGUAUGGCUGCAGGAACAACAUGGGAGGAUCCAUCUCUUGGUGAAUGGGACCCAGAUGAUUUUCGAUUAUUCUGUGGUGAUCUUGGUAAUGAGGUAACAGACGAAGUUCUAGCCAGGGCUUUCAGUAAAUUUACCUCAUUUGUAAAGGCAAAGGUAGUUCGAGAUAAAAGGUCUAAUAAAACUAAAGGAUAUGGUUUUGUGAGCUUUAAAGAUCCAACAGAUUAUGUUCGUGCAAUGAGAGAAAUGAAUGGUAAAUAUGUUGGGAACAGACCAAUAAAACUGAGAAAAAGUAAUUGGAAGGAGAGAAAUAUUGAUAUAGUGAAGAGGAAAGACAAGGAGAAAAAGAGACUAGGAUUAAAAUGAUGAGACUUGUGAGAGGGAUGUACAUGUGAAUAGUUUUAUAUACCACAACACUGAUUGACGACCAAACAUUUGAAAUGAAUUGUCCAGUCAGAUAUCGUCUUUCAGAAAGUGUUAUCCUGACAUAUAGUGCUUUAGUCCUGGUGUUGAUUAACUUUUGCAAUAAAUCUGUUUCCACUCAUAAAUAAUUGGAAGCAAUCAUGGAAAACAAAAAAUCUCUUUCAUAUACUUUUGCACCUUAAUUAUAAAUGUGCAGUUUUGUUUAACAACAAUAGAUUUGUUAACUAUGAUCAUACUAAGAAGGUAGUAUACAAUAAGUUGAGAAGGAUAGUUAGAAUAUGACUAGCUAGCCAACAAAAACACAUUUCUCCUAUACAGUCAGUAUACUUGUUCUGAAAUAACUUUUAUAUGUCUCAUACUUUAGGACAAUUUUUAUUGUGAAGCCUGAGAAAAUAAACAGAAGCACAAACAUAAACACUUAGGUAAAUAAAGACUUGGUUCAAAUUGAUUCUGUUUUGAAUGAUAAAUUGAAAUGUUACCAUUAAGGCUAUUGGUACUUUGCGAAACGGAACGAAACGAAAUGGAACGAGGGGCACCAUAUAGGGAAAUUAAGAAUUUAAGUAUUCUAGAAAUCUACAAUUAAUAUCAGACAUUUAGACAAGAUAGUUUGUGAAUCAUGCAAACAUUGGGACAUGGCAAUAUAAGUGGUAGUGUUCUUAAAAAGAAUGCAUAGACUGAAUGCAGUGAUUGAAGAAUAAGAAUGUAAAACACAAAUUUUAUCCGAUCUUUUUUAAGGAUUACAGACCCAAUUGAGCCUGUACAUGUAUGUGAACAGCAAUUAUUGGUAUUUUCUAGUGUAAUGAUGUCAGUGGAUUAUUAAACACUAUCUAACGUGACAAAUGUACUAAACAUAGGUAAUUAAAGAAAAACUGGAAUCAUUAUGAAAUGCUGUAUGUAAAUGUAGGUGUCCAAAAUGAUGCAUACAUUAAAUAUAUUUGUUAAUGAA